AUGAACUCACUAUACAACCAAGCACUACGUCAAUUUUCCUCGAUCCAAUCCGACAUCUCUCGCAUCGACUCUGAAGGCGAUUCUGCCCCCUCUACCUCCUUCGGACCGGUCACUGUCUCACUCUCUUCUCUCGAACGCACAAUCGAUGAAUACGAAAAGCUCGCCAAAAAAGAGCUCAUCCAGUCCAAACAAGAGAAAGCGCUAAACCGUGUCGCCAAAUUCCGCACCGACUAUUCCGAACUCUCUUCCCAGCUCGCUCGUCUUAAAACCAAAGGUUCCCUCUCCAACCGUGGCUCAGCACAAAACGGGUCUUCUACAUCCACUUUACGGUCCCCGACUAGCAACGCUUUCGGUGGUGGAGCGAAUAGAAGAGCAAGCGGUAUCGCUCUGGCUGAAUCCCCCUUCUCUCUUCACGCACGCAACUCGGCAAACCCACAAGAACAUGAUCCCUUAGCGGCGUACAAGAUGAAUGAUUCGGCAGCUGCCAUGUUCGGUGGUGGAGCAAGUGGAGGCUUUUCAGUAAGAGAAAGUCAUGCAUUGAGAGAACAUUCCUUCAUUCAGCAGACAGAGCAACAGUUGGAUACAUUUAUUGCACAGGGUAGAGAGGUCUUUGGGAACUUGGUAGAGCAGAGAGGCAUUCUGAAGCGUACACAAAGGAGGUUGAGAGAUGCAGCAAAUACGCUGGGGUUGAGUAGAGAUGUGAUCGGGUAUAUCGAGAGAAGAAGUACACAGGAUAACAUGAUUUUUGCACUAGGUGCCAUCUUUACGCUUGUUUGCUUUUGGUAUAUUUACAAGUGGUUCGGUUGA
Molecule: messenger RNA, 807 nt
Organism: Ustilago hordei
Lineage: Eukaryota; Fungi; Basidiomycota; Ustilaginomycetes; Ustilaginales; Ustilaginaceae
Exons: 1
Coding region: 1-807 (268 amino acids)
Biological process (GO): vesicle fusion; endoplasmic reticulum to Golgi vesicle-mediated transport
Cellular component (GO): Golgi apparatus; late endosome membrane; SNARE complex
Molecular function (GO): SNAP receptor activity; SNARE binding
Source: RefSeq, a predicted model, not a curated record